Messenger RNA from Vicia villosa (hairy vetch), 2330 nucleotides. RefSeq names its product sulfate transporter 3.1-like. The transcript has 11 exons. The record is from RefSeq and is a predicted model, not a curated record. The coding region runs from base 146 to 2101 and encodes 651 amino acids. Lineage: Eukaryota; Viridiplantae; Streptophyta; Magnoliopsida; Fabales; Fabaceae. Gene Ontology annotation, cellular component: membrane. Gene Ontology annotation, biological process: transmembrane transport. Gene Ontology annotation, molecular function: secondary active sulfate transmembrane transporter activity.
CAUUUGCUUCUCUCGAUUCCUUUAUCCCAUAUCCCAUUCUUCUUAAUUUUCUCCAUUUUUGUUAGUCAACAUUGUUCACAAAAGCACCCUCUUCAUAGUAGGCACCUUAUAUAUACAAAGUAUCAUAUUUGAGAAGAUUAUCAACAUGAAUAACGUUGAUGAGAGCCAUGUUGAACACCGUGUGGAAAUUCCACCUCCACAGCCAUUUUUGAAGUAUAUGAAAUAUGCAAUGAAAGAUAUUUUCUUUCCAGAUGAUCCAUUGAGAAGGUUUAAGAAUCAACCAGCUUCAAGAAAGUUGGUGCUUGGUUUUCAAUAUUUAUUUCCAAUAUUUGAAUGGGCACCAAACUACACUUUUCAGUAUUUGAAAUCUGAUGUCAUAGCUGGGAUCACUAUUGCUAGUUUGGCUAUUCCUCAAGGCAUUAGCUAUGCCAAACUUGCCAACCUCCCUCCAAUUCUUGGAUUAUAUUCCAGCUUCAUACCACCGUUGAUUUAUGCUAUGAUGGGUAGUUCAAGAGAUUUGGCAAUUGGGACAUGGGCAGCUGGGUCUCUUCUUUUGGGUUCCAUGUUGGCCAGUGAAGUUGAUCCAAACCAAAAUCCAAGUCUUUAUCUCCACCUUGCUUUCACGGCUACAUUCUUUGCCGGGGUUAUGCAAGUUUCAUUAGGCCUCUUUAGGUUAGGGUUUAUUGUGGAUUUCCUAUCCCAUGCAGCCAUAGUAGGGUUCAUGGGAGGAGCAGCCACGGUGAUUUGUCUGCAACAACUGAAAUCAAUGCUAGGUCUUGAACAUUUCACCCAUGGUGCUGAUCUCAUUUCAGUCAUGCGUUCUGUUUUUACACAAGUUCAUUUAUGGAGGUGGGAAACUGCUGUUUUGGGAUUAGUAUUCCUUUUCUUUCUCCUUUUCACAAGAUACUUGAGUAAAAAACAACCCAAAAUCUUUUGGGUAUCAGCAAUGACGCCAUUAACGUGUGUUAUACUAGGAAGUUUACUAGUUUAUUUCAGUGACGCCGAGAACCACGGCGUUCAAGUGAUUGGAGAAUUGAAGAAAGGAUUAAACCCAGUCUCAGUCACAAAAUUGGAAUUUGUGUCUCCUUAUAUGACAACAGCUAUCAAAACAGGACUUAUAGUUGGCAUUGUAGCUCUUGCGGAAGGAAUAUCUGCGGGAAGAAGCUUUGCAAUGUCUAAAAAUUACCAUACUGAUGUCAACAAAGAGAUGAUAGCUAUUGGAACCAUGAACGUUGUUGGUUCUUUCACCUCUUGCUACCACACAACAGGACCAUUUUCGCGUUCGGCCGUGAACUAUAACGCUGGAUGCAAAACAGCAGCAUCAAACCUUGUGAUGGCAAUUGCUAUCAUGUUGACACUCUUAUUUUUGACACCUUUGUUCUUUUACACUCCUAUGGCCGUACUAGCGGCCAUAAUUUUAUCUUCAAUGCCUGGACUUAUCGAUUAUCAAGCAGCCAUCCAUCUGUGGAAGAUUGAUAAAUUCGACUUUGUCGUCUGCAUUGGCGCAUAUUUUGGUGUUGUCUUUGGCAGUGUUCAAAUUGGCUUGGUCAUAGCAGUUGUGAUAUCAGUACUUCGGUUACUUCUAUUUAUUGCAAGGCCGAAAACAUCUAUUUUAGGAAACAUUCCAAAUUCUGUUAUAUACAGAAACAUUGAGCAUUAUCCCAAUGCAAAUCGUAUUUCAGGAAUUUUAAUUCUAAAAAUUGAUGCACCAAUUUACUUUGCCAAUGCAAGCUAUUUAAGAGAAAGAAUCUCAAGAUGGAUUGAUGAAGAGGAAGACAGAAUUAAAGCCAUUGGGGAGACAAGUUUGAAAUAUAUUAUAAUGGAUAUGAGUGCUGUUGGAAAUAUUGAUACAAGUGGAAUAAGUAUGCUUGAAGAGAUUAACAAGAUUUUUAAAAGAAGAGAGCAGCAACUUGUUUUGGUCAACCCUGGAAGUGAAGUGAUGAAGAAACUAAACAAAUCUCACUUUCAGAAGGACAUGGGGGAAAAUUGGAUCUAUCUUACAGUAGAAGAGGCUGUUAAAGCAUGUAACUUUGUGCUCCAUGAAUGCAACACAAAUCCCAAAAGAGAUGGGUUGGAGCAUUGUUUGAGCUGUGAUAUGUAGAAAGGUAUUUCAAUAUUUUAAAGUUUUAAUUUAUAGUUGCUUAGACAUAAAUCUAAAUCUAAUGACCUUAUUUAUUAAGGUUCAUAAAUUUACUAUUUAUAACCUAAUAUUUACAACAUAUCUUCUCAAGCGAAUUAAUGAAUAUCAAUCAUUUCAAACUUACAAAUAAAUUGGUUGACUCGUUCUUUUGGUAAAUAAUUUGUUAACAUAUCUUUUAGUUGAUGUUGAA